Carica papaya (papaya) is the source of this 1217-nucleotide messenger RNA. Its product is annotated as putative carboxylesterase 6. The record is from RefSeq and is a predicted model, not a curated record. Gene Ontology annotation, molecular function: hydrolase activity. NCBI's taxonomy places the organism in Eukaryota, Viridiplantae, Streptophyta, Magnoliopsida, Brassicales, Caricaceae.
GCUCCAACUUGACUUUAUUACCUAAUCUCGCUGGAAGGUGCCUCACGAAUCUUGGCUCUCCUCCAUUUUUAUUUUCAAUCGAUAUAAAGUAUCAAAUGUUGCAGUUGACAUGUUAAAAGAAAAGCUUAAAAUUAAUUCCACAGGUAGAUUCAAUGAUCCUACAUAACCCCAUCAAAGUUUCUUCAAUAUGCAAGGUGAAGCUCACCAAAACAAUUUCAAUUUGGAAGGAAUAUGUCUAUUUUAGUAGCAGAAGCACCGGGCUAUCUACAAGUCUUUUCAGAUGGUUCUGUCAAUCGGUUUGCUCCGGAAAUAGCUACUGCCUCGCCGGAAAUGAGCAUUGAUGGAUACAAAUCAAAGGAUGUAGUUAUUGACCCAUCAAAGCUGGUGACAGCAAGACUCUUCCUCCCGGAAACCAAGAAGCCCCUUGACAUGCUAAUGCCGAUCGUGGUUUAUUUUCAUGGUGGUGGGUUUUGUGUUGGCUCCACCACCUGGCUUGGUUACCAUCACUUUCUGGGAGACUUCUCUGUCAAAUCCAAAUCCAUUGUUUUCUCCAUUGACUAUCGUCUGGCACCGGAGAAUCGUCUCCCUGUUGCUUAUGAUGAUUGCUACAGCUCUCUUCAAUGGCUAUCCAGACAUGUCAAUGCUGAACCGUGGCUCAAGCAGGGUGAUCUCUCCCGGGUUUUUCUCUCUGGUGACAGUGCUGGAGGGAACAUUGCACACCAGGUUGCUAUCAAAGUGAUGAGGAAUAAGGUUCCUCGUGUUGACAUCAAAGGGUUGAUGUUGAUUCAUCCUUAUUUUGGCAGCGAAAAGAGGACUGAGAGAGAAAUGGCAGAUGAGGAUGCCGGAGAUGUGAAAAGUAAUGACAUGUUUUGGAUGCUUAGUGUACCUGAAGGAUCGAACCGAGAUUACUUUGGAUGUAAUCUUGCGAUGCAGGAAGUGUCUGUCCGGGAAUGGAGGAGUGAAUUUCCAGCAGUGGCAGUUUUUGUUGCUGAGUUGGAUUUUUUGAAGGAAAGGGGACUUAUGCAUGCAGAGUUUUUGCAAAAAAAGGGAGUGAGACAUGUCAAGCUUAUGGAAUCAGAAGGAGAGUCACAUGUGUUCCAUGUCUUUAAUCCUAAAUCUGAAUCAACCUGCUUGCUCCAGGAACAGAUGAGUGAGUUCAUGAGGAGCUAUUAACAUAUCUCAAAUGGCUUUAGCCCCUAGAUUCAUGCUGCUAUAGC